CAACUUUCCUCCUGACCACAAGCGAUCACGGACAUCUCUUGUGCACGCAAGCCGCUUUCUCGCCUAGUGUGUGCUGUAUACGAGACGAUACGUACGUACCACCACUGUAGUAAGUACUACGUACGUACUGCAUCCAUUUUCUCAUUUCCGGCCGGCCUCCCACAGACAUGGCAGACGACGCGGGGCCUGGCGGCGAGGCCAAGUACCCGCUCAACCCGGAUUGCUACCGCCUGCUCUGCAAGAUCGGGAGCGGCGUCAGCGCCGUCGUGUACAAGGCCGCGUGCCUGCCGCUCGGCUCCGUGCCGGUGGCCAUCAAGGCCAUCGACCUCGAGCGCUCCCGCGCCAACCUGGAGGACGUGUGGCGGGAGGCCAAGGCCAUGGCGCUCCUGUCGCACGCCAACGUCCUGCGCGCGCACUGCUCCUUCACCGUGGGCAGCCACCUGUGGGUGGUCAUGCCGUUCAUGGCCGCCGGCUCUCUGCACUCCAUCCUGGCCCACGGCUUCCCCGACGGCCUCCCGGAGCCGUGCAUCGCGGUGGUGCUCAAGGAGACGCUCCGUGCGCUCUGCUACCUUCACGAGCAGGGCCGCAUCCACCGCGACAUCAAGGCCGGGAACGUCCUCGUCGACUCCGACGGCUCCGUCAAGCUCGCCGACUUCGGCGUGUCCGCGUCCAUAUACGAGACCCCGCCGCCGGCGUCGUCCUUCUCCGGGCCCCUGACCCACGCCCCCCAGGUUGUCCUCAGCUCUUCUUCCUACUUCAGCGAGAUGGCAGGGACGCCGUACUGGAUGGCGCCGGAGGUCAUCCACUCGCACGUCGGCUACGGCAUCAAGGCCGACAUCUGGUCGUUCGGCAUCACGGCCCUGGAGCUCGCGCACGGCCGGCCGCCCCUCUCCCACCUGCCGCCGUCCAAGUCGAUGCUGAUGAGGAUCACGAGCCGCGUCCGGAUGGAGGACGCGGAGAUCUCCAAGAACAAGAAGCUAUCCAAGGCGUUCAAGGACAUGGUGUCCUCCUGCCUGUGCCAAGAGCCGGCCAAGCGGCCGUCGGCGGAGAAGCUUCUCCGGCACCCGUUCUUCAAAGGCUGCCGCUCCAAGGACUACCUCGUCCGCAACGUCCUCAGCGUCGUGCCGAGCAUCGAGGAGCGCUGCAAGGACGUCACGGGCCUCUGCGGCUGCGCCGCCGGGGGCGCGCGCUGCGUGUCGCCGUGCCACGGCCAGGCGAGCGCGAGCAUCGUCAAGAACCGCCGCAUGAGCGGCUGGAACUUCGGCGCGGACUGCCCGAGGAAGGAAGACGCGGACAGCUUUGAGGAGCUCGACCAGACCGAGACGGUAGCACGGCUGUUCCUUCCACUCGACGACGAGGACACGGUGCCCGAGCGGGCCUGCGACGGCGCCGGAGAAGAUGGAGACAAGGGAACAAUGGAGCAGCAAGGUGAUCGAGAGGAAAACGAGGGAUCGUUCGGCGUGAAAGGGGUGGUGGUGCCGCAUCUGAUGACUAUCUUGGGAAGCCUCGAGGUGCAGAAGAGGAUGCUGGCCCAAGAACUGGAAGGUGGCUGCUGCUAUCACCACGACGGCAACUGCUGCCGCGAGACGACGGCCAGGGAGGAGAUGCUACUCGCGUACGUGCGUCAGCUCGAGCAGAGGGUGGAGGUGCUGACCUUGGAGGUCGAGGAGGAAAUCGCCAGGAAUGCCCACCUGGAGGAGCUUCUUCGUGAGAGGGCUGGUUGAUACUCUUGCGGGCAGCCGCACAUGUAUGCGUCCAUUCCGUUUGCGGAUGCGUGCUCGUGUAUUUGAAUUGUUCAAGAUACACAAUGGCAUCCACGUAGUAGGACGUAACACCCAAGAAGUACCAAUAUGUAGGUAUAUAAUUGAACAACUUGUAUCAAUAUGUACAUUAUGGAUGACAACUUGACACAGAGAGAUGAUUGUGCA
Molecule: messenger RNA, 1928 nt
Organism: Triticum urartu
Lineage: Eukaryota; Viridiplantae; Streptophyta; Magnoliopsida; Poales; Poaceae
Product: Protein kinase superfamily protein
Biological process (GO): protein phosphorylation
Molecular function (GO): protein serine/threonine kinase activator activity; protein kinase activity; ATP binding
Source: RefSeq, a predicted model, not a curated record